UCAAUGAAAAUAAAGUUUGCUGGGUAUUUCGCACCUCGCGAAUUUUAUUUAAUAUUUCCUUUUCAUCUCCACCUCCCACGUUCUCAUUCUCUCUAUUUUUCCAUUUCCACUCUGCCUCCCACACUUGCUUGAUUCACUGAUGAAAAACAAAAUAUUCACAGAACCUUUAACCCAACAAGAACCUCACAAGCUGCAUCAUUCCUUCCAAACCUUCCACAAGUUGCAAUCUCGUUUCAAGCCUUCUCACAAGAUACAAUUGUUUGUUCCUUUCUAGGGUUUCAACAUUUGGGUUCAGGUCUUUUCUCUCGGAUGGAUGCGAAAUAAGAUGGCUCGAGUUGGACGGAUACAAUAAAUUGACAUUGGCCUUGAAGUGUUUUGGCUUGGUAUGAAUCUGUAAAACUUGAAUUGAAUCAGUAGCUCUGAAUUACUCUUAUGCAUAGUUUCUGAAAUUGUUUACAAAUGUCAGCUCUUUUGACAUACAAUUAUCGUUCGUAUUUGCCGUUCAUAUAUAAUUCUUGUAGUGCUGAACUAGUUUAAUUUGUCGUUCGUAUUUGCCGUUCAUAUAUAAUUCUUGCAGUGCCGAAUUGUUAGUAGUAAUAGUUAGAAAAAAUAAUACAUACACAUUAAGUUUAAAAAAUCCAAGGACCAAAUUUGAAUGUGUCUUAAUUAAGGAAAUAAUAUACCAUCAGAAUUGUGUCUUAAUUUUAAGGAAUUAAAAUUUGAAUGUGUCUUGUAGAUCGAAAACAAAGUCACUCAACCUAUUGAAAUCGAAACUAUCCAAAUAUACCAUCAGAUUUGGUAAGCCUAUCAACAGCCUUGCCCAACACUUCAUUGCAAAUUCGCAUAGCUUGUCUUGUCAAGUUGUCUUUUACCAACUCAUUAAAAAGAGCUGAAUUGUUUAUGUUUUUCAUCAACUCUCCCCUCUCUUCAUCGAACAUACCUUUCAUCCGAUCUUUCAUGUUUCUUGCUUUGCCAAAUGCUCGUCUGAGUUUCGUGUUGCAUUUAUCUGGAUCUGAAAUGCAAAGCAUAUUAAUGUCUCUUUGUGUGGUAAAUAUUUUUCCAUUCUCUUCUGCAGAGCCGUUGCGCGUUAAACUUACCCCGACCGUGCCAAUCACUGCAACAAGAAGAAUGGAAGAGAUACCAAGAAUUGCAAAUCUUUUCUUUUGGUUCCGGCCACGGUUUUCGUUAUCACGGGUUCCUUCCAUAUUUAUUCCUAUAAAACUGUAGAAUUUUUUUUUCUUCUUUUUUUUCCUAGAAACGUUGUAAGAUUAGAUCUAUGUUCUCAACUUGUGAUUUUGAUUCUUUAAAAACACAUGCUUUAAGUUUAUUUUACAAGAAAACAUUCCCUUGUUAAACGGAUAACAUUAGUGGAAAUCUUGUACAAGUUUGAUGGAAGAAUCUCAGUACAGAUUACAGAUUGACCUCGCAGUCUUCAUGAAUCAUAUUUUAAACAAUAGAUAAGUUAAAUGUGUGUCUAAGCACUAAAUAGGAAAGUUAUAUUUUAUACCAGAACUUAUACUUCAAUAGUUGUGAAUACGCUAGCCAAUUGAAUAAUGUAGAGUAAUGCAUUUCAUUUCAUCUUAUUAAUUUACUAGAAGGCACUCUUGAUUAAAUGUAACUGGUUACCCCCAUAGAUCAAUGUGUUCAAACAUUACUCAAGAGUAGGAUUUUACUCCCAUUGUUCUAAUUAGCUUGCUCUUGAAGUUUAAAGGGUUUCAACAUUAUAUAUACACCACUUUCAGAUUUAAUACUUCAUGGUGUGAUUCUAGUCUCACAUGUUUAAACAUAGAAUUAUAUAAUUGAUAUUAUAGUCUAAUAUGAUUACUAUGUUUAAACAUAGAAUUAUAUAAUUGAUAUAAUUGGCCAAAAUUCCCGAAUUGGUUAAUUGAUUAAUAUGUUUUGUGAUUAUUAUAAUGGAUAUGAUAUUGUAAACGUGCAGUAUGGAAAAUUACAAAUUCUAUUGUAGUUGGAUGUACGAUCGUAUGUAUGCUGGGAGACGUGGACUUAAACCACUUUUUGAGGAAGGAGUUAAAUUGUUUAUUACAUGGGCAUUUGAUCAAGAAUGUUGUCGGGAAGAGGGAGGAGUGAGAUGUCCGUGUCUUAAAUAUGGAUGUAGACGUAUAAUAAGUGAUCCGAAAGAAGUAGAAAUUCAUUUGAAGGGAAAGGGAUUUAAGGAAAAUUAUUGGGUUUGGACAUCAAAUGGGGAAGAAAUACCGAUAAAUAUGCCAGAGACUAGUAAUUUCCAACAUGGCUCAUGUAGUCAAUCACAGAUGGAAUAUGAAGAACAAUUUAAUCUACACGAUGACAUGAUUGGCGAUGCUUUAGGGGUUAACGUGGCCUACGAUGAACAACAAGAUAGUGGUGAUGAGGAAGAGUUGUCGAAUGAGAAAUCUCAAAAAUUUUACGAGUUGUUGAAAGAAAUAAACACGCCAUUGUUUGAGGGUUCUUCAGACUCUAAAUUGUCUAUGUGUGUGAGAUUGUUGGCUGCAAAAUCAAACUGGAAUGUUCCUGAUCAGUGUCUGGAAUUCUUUUGUCAAAUGAUGUUGGAUGCAACUCCUACGAAAGACAAUUUGCCUAGAAGUUAUUAUGACGCGAAGAGGUUGGUUAUGAAGUUGGGAUUAGAAGUAACGAAGAUUGAUUGUUGCAUUAGAGGUUGCACGUUGUUCUAUGACAAUGAGUUUGGUACAAACGAUGGAGCGUUAGAGGAAUGUAAGUUUUGUAACAGUCCAAGGUAUGUAGUUCGCACUAAAGCCAUUGAUCAUAAGAAAAAACGCAUAGUAGUGAAAUCAAUGUUUUAUCUACCGAUAAUACCAAGGUUGCAGAGAUUGUUUGCUUCAAUGCACAGUGCAAGUCAAAUGACCUGGCAUCAUACAAACAAAACAAGUAAAGGCACUAUGCGACAUCCAUCUGAUGGUGAGGCAUGGAAGCACUUUGAUCGGAUGCAUCCUGAUUUUUCCGCAGAACCUAGAAAUGUAAGACUUGGAUUGUGCCCAGAUGGUUUUACUCCAUAUGUCCAACAGUCGGGAACUGGAUAUUCUUGUUGACCGGUUAUUGUUACUCCUUACAACCUUCCCCCUGAGAUGUGCAUGACAAAGCCUUACAUGUUUUUGACUUGCCUCAUUCCAGGGAUGUCGAGUCCAAAAGCAGAAAUUGACGUGUAUUUACAACCUUUAGUUGAUGACUUAAAGAGGUUGUGGAUUGGAGAAUGUACUUAUGACAUAUCUCGUAAACAAAACUUCAACAUGCGAGCUGUUUUGAUGUGGACUAUUAAUGAUUUUCCUGCAUAUGCCAUGUUGUCUGGUUGGGGUACACAUGGUAAAAUGGGAUGUCCUCAUUGCAUGGAUAAGACGAAGGCGUUUACAUUGGAUAAAGGAGGAAAAAGUUUGUGGUUUGACUGUCAUCGUAGAUUCCUACCAAAAAACCACAUACUUAGAAAAAACAUGAAUGAUUUUAGAAAAGGUAUAAAAGUAACAGAUUUGCCUCCCCCCCGUUUUUCAUCAGUUGAAUUAUGGAACAUGGUACGUGAUCUACCAAAAUUCACAGACAAUGGAAAAGCGAUCCGAAUUCCAGGAUACGGGGACAAACACAAUUGGACUAAAAGAAGUAUUUUUUGGGACCUCCCAUAUUGGAAAGAUAAUUUAUUGCGACAUAAUCUUGAUGUUAUGCACAUAGAGAAGAAUUUUUUUGAUAAUGUAUUUAAUACAGUGAUGGAUGUCCAAGGCAAGACAAAAGAUAAUGAGAAUGCUAGAAAAGACAUGGAACUGUAUUGUAAUCGAAAAGAUUUAGAGUUGAAGACUCUACCAAAUGGGAAGCUAUUAGAACCCAAAGCUACUAUAGUCUAACUCCACAAGAAGCCAAGCUUGUUUGCCGAUGGUUAACUGAAUUGAGAAUGCCCGAUGGUUAUGCCUCUAACUUGGCAAGAUGUGCUAACGCCAGCACUGGCAAGGUGACUGGAAUGAAAAGUCAUGAUUGCCAUGUUUUCAUGGAGCGACUUCUUCCAAUUGCCUUCAACUCAUUGCCAACACAAGUGCUCAAUCCACUAACUGAAAUUAGUCAGUUUUUUAGAGAUAUUUGUGCAUCAAUUUUAAGAGUUGAUCACCUAAUUAAGUUGGACCAAGACAUUCCUCUCAUUCUAUGCAAGUUGGAACAAAUUUUUCCACCUGGUUUUUUCGAUUCAAUGGAACAUCUUCCUGUGCAUCUUGCAUAUGAAGCUUUUCUGGGUGGACCUGUUCAAUAUAGGUGGAUGUAUCCUUUUGAAAGAUUCAUGGGUGAUUCAAAGAGAUCUGUGAAAAAUAAGGCUAAACUGGAGGGUUCGAUAUGUGCGCAUUAUUUGCGUCGGGAAACAUCUCAUUUUUGCUCUCAUUAUUUCAAUCACAUGAUGUUAAUUCCAAGAAUCAAAAGGAAUGAAGUUAAUGUUACAGAAAGAAGUCAAUUCACCUUAUCCAUCUUCGGACUUCCUGGUCGUAGUUCUGGAAAGACGAAUGUGCACUGCCUGACCGAAAAGGAAUUGCAAUCUGCUCAUGUUCAUGUAUUGAUUAAUUGCGUUGAAUUUAAACCAUACAUUGAGUAAGUAUACCAAGUGAAUAUUAAUUUUGAACACAUUGGGUUUAAACUUAUUACCUUCUAACUUACUUUUAAUGUGU
Messenger RNA from Vicia villosa (hairy vetch), 4643 nucleotides. RefSeq lists its product as uncharacterized. Bases 1941 to 3044 code for a protein of 367 amino acids. The record is from RefSeq and is a predicted model, not a curated record. The transcript has 2 exons. Lineage: Eukaryota; Viridiplantae; Streptophyta; Magnoliopsida; Fabales; Fabaceae.